AUGGCGCCUUCGGGAGAGUCUCGCGGCCGCGGCGGCCGAGCGGGCACGGCGCUGGCCCUGGUGCUCAUGGUCGCCGUGGCCGAGGUGCGGGCGGCGGCGCUGGCCUCCUACGACCAGCGCACCUCCGACAGGAUCCGCGGCGGCUACGACGGCGACAGCCUCUUCGACAGCCCGCACCAGGACCACUACCACCACCACGUCUACGAGCUCGUUAGGAAGCCCGUGGCGGCGCCCAUCGGCCUCGGCGCCGGCCUCCUCCCGGGCCUCGCGGGGCUCGGGGGACUCGCCGGACUCGGCGGCCUCGGCGGACUCGGAGGCCUCGGUCUGGGGCUGAAGGGCCUCGGCGGCCUCGGAGGACUCGGCCUGGGGCUGAAGGGCCUCGGGGUCACCGGAGUCUCGAGCGCCGGCGGCCUCCCGCUGCUCGGGCUAGGCGGCCUGGGCGGACUGGGCGGUCUGGGCGGACUGGGCGGCCUGGGCAGCCUGGGCUUGGGGCUCGGCCUCGGAGGCCUCGGAGGACUCGGCCUGGGACUCACCGGCCUCGCCCACCUCGCCAAGCUGCACGCCCUCGGGCUCGGCCUCGGCGGCCUCGGGUACAGCUCGCUCUACGGGGCAUCCACGCCCUACGGCAUCAGUCCCAUCGCGAGGUCCUCCUCCUACAACCUCGGGGACUCCAAGACGACUUCGGGCUGGUGA
Molecule: messenger RNA, 693 nt
Organism: Penaeus chinensis
Lineage: Eukaryota; Metazoa; Arthropoda; Malacostraca; Decapoda; Penaeidae
Product: glycine-rich protein 23-like
Exons: 1
Coding region: 1-693 (230 amino acids)
Source: RefSeq, a predicted model, not a curated record